Ricinus communis (castor bean) is the source of this 2489-nucleotide messenger RNA. Its product is annotated as long chain acyl-CoA synthetase 9, chloroplastic. Lineage: Eukaryota; Viridiplantae; Streptophyta; Magnoliopsida; Malpighiales; Euphorbiaceae. Gene Ontology annotation, cellular component: membrane; endoplasmic reticulum. The coding region runs from base 171 to 2264 and encodes 697 amino acids. Gene Ontology annotation, molecular function: long-chain fatty acid-CoA ligase activity. The record is from RefSeq and is a predicted model, not a curated record. The transcript is spliced from 12 exons.
GCAAAAUUACCCAAAAAAAAGAGUUACAGAAAGAAAGGCUUCAAUCAAAGCUCCUGAAACUCCAACUUCUACAACUCUCGACUUCUCCGCCUCCUCAACUCUUAUACGUCAUCGAUUAAAUCCUCAAUAUUAAGCUUACUCUUCUUUUCAAGAUUGGGUCCGAUUGAAAGAUGAGUGCGUAUAUAGUUGGAGUUCUUGUUCCUCUUGUAGUCACUCUCCUGUUUCGCAACUCGAAACACAAUGCUAAAAAACGUGGAGUUCCAAUUGAUGUUGGUGGCGAGCCUGGUUAUGCGAUAAGGAAUGCUGGGUUUUCUACACCUUUAGAAACAGCAUGGGAAGGUGUCAUUACUAUUGCUCAGCUUUUUGAGUAUGCUUGUAAUAAGCAUAGUGAUAAAUUCUUGCUUGGAACAAGGCAAUUGAUCUCUAAAGAAACUGAAGUUAGUGGAGAUGGAAGGUCUUUUGAGAAACUGCAUUUAGGAGAGUAUGAAUGGUUGACUUAUGCCCAAGUGUUUGAUAAAGUUUCAAACUUUGCUUCUGGGUUAACAUCAAUUGGCCAUCUAAGGAAUGAACGCGUUGCGAUUUUUGCUGAUACUAGAGCUGAAUGGUUUAUUGCAUUGCAGGGUUGCUUUAGGAGGAAUGUUACUGUGGUUACUAUAUAUUCAUCUUUGGGAGAAGAGGCUCUUUGUCACUCAUUAAAUGAAACUGAGGUUUCAACUGUCAUUUGUGGGAAAAACGAACUGAAGAAACUUGCAGACAUCAGCGAACAACUUGACACAGUUAAACGUGUGAUUUGUAUGGAUGAUGAAAUUCCAUCUAGUGCAUCAUCAUUAGAGCAGAGCGGUCGCUGGACAAUCAUCUCACUUUCUAAUGUGGAGAAACUUGGCCAAGAAAAGCCCAUUGAUGCUGAUUUACCUCUACCAAAUGACAUUGCAGUGAUAAUGUACACAAGUGGGAGUACUGGGUUGCCUAAGGGUGUGAUGAUGACACAUGCUAAUGUCCUAGCCGUAGUUUCUUCAGUCAGGAAAAUUGUUCCUGGCCUUGAGAGCAAGGAUGUUUAUCUAGCAUAUCUACCAUUGGCUCAUAUACUUGAAUUAGCUGCUGAGAACAUAGUAGCGGGUGUUGGAAGCGCUAUAGGAUAUGGAACCCCUUUGACACUUACAGAUACAUCAAACAAGAUCAAAAGGGGAACAAAGGGGGAUGCCACUGUCUUGAGGCCGACUGUGAUGGCAGCUGUCCCAGCAAUACUUGAUCGUGUUCGAGAUGGUGUGCGCAAGAAGGUGGAUGCGAAGGGUGGCCUAAGUAAGAAACUGUUUGACUUGGCAUAUGCCCGUCGACUGUCUGCAGUGAAUGGUAGCUGGUUUGGAGCUUGGGGUCUGGAAUUGGUUCUUUGGAACUUCCUUGUGUUUAGAAAGGUUCGGGCAGUUCUGGGAGGUCGGGUUCGCUUUUUGCUCUCCGGAGGUGCUCCACUUUCUGCUGAUACUCAAAGAUUUAUCAACAUUUGCCUUGGGGCUCCAAUCGGCCAAGGCUAUGGUCUUACUGAAACUUGUGCUGGCGGGACAUUUUCUGAGUUUGAUGAUUCAUCAGUUGGUCGAGUUGGAAAUCCACUUCCUUGCACAUAUAUUAAGUUAAUUGAUUGGCCUGAAGGUGGAUAUUUAAUUAGUGAUUCACCAAUGCCUCGCGGAGAAAUAGUUAUUGGUGGUCCUAGUGUCACUGUUGGCUAUUUCAAGAAUGAAGAGAAAACAAGGGAAGUAUAUAAGGUGGAUGAGAGAGGAAUGAGGUGGUUCUACACAGGUGACAUUGGGCGGUUUCAUGCAGAUGGUUGCCUUGAGAUAAUUGACCGAAAAAAGGACAUAGUCAAGCUUCAGCAUGGAGAAUAUGUCUCUUUAGGAAAGGUUGAGGCUGCUCUCAGUGUGUGCCCCUAUGUUGACAACAUGAUGCUUCAUGCCGAUCCAUUUCAUAUGUACUGUGUGGCCCUUGUGGUGGCUGCGCAACCUGCACUUGAAGAAUGGGCUUCAAAACAGGGAAUUGCCUAUGCUAAUUUUGCAGAACUCUGUGAGAAAAAUGAAACAAAAAAGGAAGUACAAGCAUCACUUCUCAAGGAUGCUAAGAAAGCACGGCUGGAGAAGUUUGAGAUACCAGCAAAGAUCAAACUGCUGUCUGAUCCAUGGACUCCUGAAUCCGGUCUUGUCACGGCAGCUCUCAAGCUCAAGAGAGAGGCCGUUAGGAAGGCUUUCUCUUAUGAGCUCUCCAAGUUAUAUCAAUAAGUCCUAACAGAAUAUAUUUUUGUUGUGAUUGUGCAGAAUUUCUAGGACAAGUGGCUCCAUUUCGUUUUUCCUCCUACUUCUCUCUUUUUUGUUUAGUUUGUUCUUAUAUUCCUCUCGUCUCUUGUACCACAAAUUUUGCAGUGUUAAUUACAGAACAAGAUAUGUACUUCUUUCUCUGUGUAUAUCCAGGUCUUAUCGUUGAAUAAAGACUCAAAUAUCAGGUAA